AUGCUGAACAGAUCGCUCCGGCAUUCUACACAGCCCGGGCGUGGUUUUAUCUGCCUAUCUUGCCUAGUUGUCGGUGUUGGCCGUUUCCAUCACAUAGCUCCAUCCUCCCGUCGUUCUCUCACGACCGUCCCUGCGGAGUCAGAAUCAUCAACUCCCUCGAUUUCCCAGUCUGGUGACAUAACGACCUCCCUAUUAACCAAGAGUUUCCAUGCUCCACAACCCUCCUUUGACACACCUCCGACCAUACCGGGAGCCGGCAAGCUCCCGAAGAAGUCGCAGCCGUCGAAGAAGUCGCAGCCCCCGAAAAAGCCGCAGCGCCCAAAGUCCGGAGGUGAUAUGUGUGAUAAGCCUCAUCAAGCAGCGCCAACGCCUCACAAAAAAGCCAGGCUGAAGAAAAAGGCCGCUCCUCAUAAAGUGCAAUCGCCCCCCAAUCGAGGAGUCGUCCCGGCUCACCAACAUCGAGCUCAUCCUGGUCAUGGUCAUGCUCCUGCUCGUCCAGGGCGCUCUGCUUUUCCACACCUAUUUCCAAAAUUUCAACCCAAAAACUCAAAACCGAGAAAAUUUAAGGGUGAUGUCCUGCCAACGAAGAAACUACAUAGCGGCGUCUUGGAGUCAACAAAUGCGCCAUUGGUCCGUAAGUCUUGA
Molecule: messenger RNA, 645 nt
Organism: Paracoccidioides lutzii Pb01
Exons: 3
Coding region: 1-645 (214 amino acids)
Source: RefSeq, a predicted model, not a curated record